This is a messenger RNA of Haliotis rufescens (red abalone), 1479 nucleotides long. RefSeq names its product protein rolling stone-like. The coding region runs from base 132 to 1058 and encodes 308 amino acids. The transcript is spliced from 6 exons. The record is from RefSeq and is a predicted model, not a curated record. Gene Ontology annotation, cellular component: membrane. NCBI's taxonomy places the organism in Eukaryota, Metazoa, Mollusca, Gastropoda, Lepetellida, Haliotidae.
CUAAGCCAAACUCCGUUAAUCAGAACAUAUCAGCCGCCGGACGACCAAAGACGUAUUGCUGAAGCUACAUCAACCAGUGACGGACUUCUGUGUUUCUGCGGCUGGGUGUAUAGGCGCCAGGAGCCGGGAAGAUGAGUGAUGAAGCCUCUCUAAGCCAAACUCCGUUAAUCCGGAGACGUCAUCCGCCGGACGACCAAAGUGACAGUUCAGGCUCCAUAACAAUGUGUUCCAAGGAACACUGGAGAGAACAGUUCCGGUGUUCCAGCUUUGGACUAGAGUAUCCACAACCACAUCAUUUUACCAAACUUGAGUGGGGCUGGCCGAAGGCGUACUUGUGUUGGCGCGGUGUUGUUGCUGCCUACCACGUCGUCAUGAUCAUCGUAACGGGGUUCUGUGACAGACACACGUGGACGAGGACCGAAGAGGACAGCAUCAAGUGGUUCAUCUAUCUCACAAACUGGAUGUUCUUCCUUCUGACGUUUUCCACUCUGAUUAACUUUGUUGCAGUGGGCUACUGUCACCUUGUGAGGAAAGACAUCAUUAGUGGUGGAAUCAAACGUAUGCCUCUGUUUCUCAAAGUGACCUGGGUUUCCCAGAACGUGAGCAAUGCCUGCAGUGUGCUGGUGACGAUCAUGUUCUGGACACUGAUAUAUUCACCUGGAAAGUCCGUCUCAGAUGUUGACUUCAUCACUCAUACCGGCAACACCACGUACGUCAUCAUCAACCUCUGUAUUGCAGCGUCUCCUGUAAGGUUUCUCCAUUUCUUCCAACCCCUCAUCGUGGCGGUCACCUUCACCAUCUUCUCCGCGGUGUACCAAGCUGCAGGCGGGACCAAUGGCCUCGGCGCCAGUGCUAUAUACCCUGGAUUGGACUGGUCAGCUGACCCGGGUGGUACGGCAUUGGUAUAUUGUGUGAUCAGCUUUAUUGGCGUGCCAGCUGUGCAGUUCCUCAUCAUGUUGAUCGCCAUGGUCAAAGGGACUUUGUUGGGAAGACUUAGACAUUCCUCUGUAGAGGAGGAGGUAGGGAUGGAUGAAGGUAUAGGUUUGAGUGAAGACUAAUGGGUCAGUCAAAGAUGUGUAGGGGUUGUAGCUGUGACUGUCCAUGCAUGUGACCCCAACAAGCACUCAUGCUGUGUCUGACAUUGCACAUUGCCGAACAGAAAUAUUACACCAUUUGCGAAUUUCAAUUAAUUACAUUGUGACUUCUUUAUGGAGUGAGUAUUGCUUUACGCCGCUUUUAGAAAUAUUAAAGCGUUCUCUCGUCACGCCAAAGACCCGGGUUCGAUUCCCGAAAUGGGUACAACGCGUAAAGCCCAUAUUUCCUACACACAGAGCGCUUGCUGAAUGACAUCACAGGGCAGCUUUGUUCAGAAGAUAAAGAAGCACAACUAGUUUACCAUUCAACUGACCUUGACCUGCAAUGAAGAUAGCUUAAGACCGCGUAAGUGCUUCAUUCCAAAAAUAAAAUGUCCAAAAAUCA